GCCACAGAAUGAAGCCUUUCGUGGAUGAAGGCUCAGAAUAUGGUGCAGCACAUUCAGGGUUUUAGGAAGCAAGAGGACUGACAGCAAACAACUGAAGCCUGGAAAUACUGCAGGAUCUCCAGGAGACAGAGACAGAACCAUACAUGGCUCCCUACCACAUCAGGAGAUACCAAGACCAUGACUGGAAGCUUGUGAGGGAAUUAUUCUCUAAGGGAAUGCUGGAUAAUAUGCCUUCUGAAUUCUGGGCUUUGCUGAAGAAGCCAAGAACAUUCCUGGUCCUCCUGGGGGUGCCCUUUGCCCUGGUCCUGGGCUCUGGUUCCCUUGUCCUGUGUCUCUUGUCUUUAUUUGGCCUCUUAGCUGGCCAGUGGUUGACUUUUAGGCAUUGUGUAGUACAGUAUGUACACGAUUCCUUGAAUGCUGACCUGUUGGAUAUUCAGAAAUCCUUCCUGAGUGGGAAAGGCUCCAGUUUUUGGGUGGCAGAGUGUGAGCAUCAGGUAGUGGGCACCAUUGGUGCCCGUCCAGCAAAGACAUCUAUUGGAAGAGGGAACUAUCUGGAAUUGCUCCGCUUGUCUGUGAAGAGGAAUUACCGAGGCAAAGGGAUGGCCAGGACCUUGGUCCAGACUGUGCUCCAGUUUGCCCAGGAUCAGGGGUAUGAUGGAGUGGUCCUCACGACUAGCAAGUCCAAUCACCCAGCUCAACGCCUUUAUGAGAGUCUUGGCUUCUGGAAAUCCCGUGAAUCACGGUAUGACUUGAACUGGUGGCUAGGUUUCCUCCCACUUUCGCAUUACCAAUGUGAUUUUUCCUCCCAGAAAUGACUGUCCCCUGCCCCAACCCUUUCAUGUCUCUCAGUGUUUAAUGGGUUUGUUUAUUAAAGUUUGUUGACUUUCCUGCCA
Trichosurus vulpecula (common brushtail) is the source of this 893-nucleotide messenger RNA. Its product is annotated as N-acetyltransferase 8-like. The record is from RefSeq and is a predicted model, not a curated record. The transcript has 2 exons. Gene Ontology annotation, molecular function: N-acetyltransferase activity. The coding region runs from base 144 to 815 and encodes 223 amino acids. NCBI's taxonomy places the organism in Eukaryota, Metazoa, Chordata, Mammalia, Diprotodontia, Phalangeridae.